AUGUCCGAGAGAGGCUCGUUCCGAGGGGGUCGCGGCCGCGGUCGUGGUGGCUCCCACCAACAGCGCGGUGGCGGUGGUGGCGGUGCGCAGGAGAAGCCCAAGAAGGAAAACAUCCUCGACCUGAACAAGUACAUGGACAAGGAGGUCCAGGUCAAGUUCAACGGUGGACGCGAGGUCUCCGGAACCCUGAAAGGCUACGACCAACUGAUGAACCUGGUCCUUGACAAUGUCAAGGAGUCCAUGCGUGAUGACGAGGGCAACCAGACCAGCCGGUCCCUGGGCCUGAUUGUUGCGCGCGGUACUCUGAUCGUGCUGAUCUCGCCCGCCGACGGCAGCGAGGAGAUUCCCAACCCGUUCGCUCAGCCCGAAGAGUAA
This is a messenger RNA of Penicillium alfredii, 375 nucleotides long. RefSeq names its product U6 snRNA-associated Sm-like protein LSm7. Gene Ontology annotation, molecular function: RNA binding. Gene Ontology annotation, cellular component: catalytic step 2 spliceosome; spliceosomal tri-snRNP complex; U6 snRNP. The transcript is spliced from 3 exons. Bases 1 to 375 code for a protein of 124 amino acids. The record is from RefSeq and is a predicted model, not a curated record. Lineage: Eukaryota; Fungi; Ascomycota; Eurotiomycetes; Eurotiales; Aspergillaceae. Gene Ontology annotation, biological process: nuclear-transcribed mRNA catabolic process; mRNA splicing, via spliceosome.